Molecule: messenger RNA, 1341 nt
Organism: Akanthomyces muscarius
Lineage: Eukaryota; Fungi; Ascomycota; Sordariomycetes; Hypocreales; Cordycipitaceae
Exons: 5
Coding region: 1-1341 (446 amino acids)
Source: RefSeq, a predicted model, not a curated record
AUGCCAGAAUCACAGAAACAGUACAGCCCGGAUAAUGAGGAGUUCAAGUUCGUCGCCGAGUCGAACAGGAAAACACUGCGUAGCCAUGCAAUGAGGGCACACUGGCGUCAACGAAAGCAAUGGACAGGCGGCCAGAGGGGCGGAGGCAACGGGGAGCUGGCUGGAGAAGCUUCUCGGGCGCUCUACAGAAUGAUUGGCACCGUGGCGUGUGGCCGAUUAGAUCCAUUUGACAGGCUACCAAUUACACUGACAGUCGAGCACCAAGAGCUGCUGCACCACUGGGUUUUCACGUGCACGACAAUGAUGUUUGGCCAUCUGCCUCCUGCCAUCGCCAAUCCAAUGCGAGACGUGUGGCUGCCGCUUGAUCUUUCCAACGCCGGCUCUUUCAAUGCCUGCAUGGCUCACUCAGCCGCUCACCUGGCCCGAAUGCGGGGGCAUCGCUAUUCGAAAAGAGCCCUAGAGUUCAAGAUGGAGGCAAUUCGAAUAAUCAUGGGGUGGAUUGGUGACCAUAACAUGGCGCUCAGUGAUGUCACGUUCGCAGCCGUCUUGAGGCUCUCGACUUAUGAACGAUAUUGGGGAACCGAGCUCGAUUGGCAAAUCCACCACGAUGGUCUUUUGCGCAUGAUUAACGCGCGGGGCGGCCUUGGGACAUUUGCUCACAAUUGGCGCCUCGCACUGAUCACAUUUUUAAAUACGCUCAUGGUGCGUCCAUCAUGGCUUGAUAGCUCCAAUCGCAUAUGGGAGCUUGCUAUGCCUCAGUCUCUCUACGCAUUGCGACUCAUUGUUGGAGAGGAGUCUUCCAUGCACCAAAUCCGCUGUCUGUGGCUGCUCUCACUGGGGCAAGACAUUGAGCACUUUGCCCUCAUUUCAAUUGAGUCGUGUCGCAAUGGUCUUGCAAGUUGCGCUAAUCUGCAGGAUGCAUUGAUGCUCCUCAUGCUCAAAAUGAAGCAAUACGACCUCACAAGCCGGCGCGAUGCGAAAAUUGGCGAUUUCGAGUUUCGGCGGUUGGCAUGCGUUCUCUUCAUUGCCAUUCUGUGCCAGGGCUGCACUACUGCUCCUGCCGACGCUUCCGCCCUUAGCCAAGGAUCCGGGUGGAUAUCUUGUCCUUUGGCCCUUAUCUUGUUGGAUGUGCACCUGUUGGAAUACCGUGACACCUGGCUUUCCGAUGUUGAUGGUCUUUAUGUCACUCUUUACAGCGGUUUCUUUGGAGUCGAUGAUGGCAUCCCCAAUCGCGACUACGUGCUGACAAUGGCAUCUGUUCUCGGGUCUAUGAGCAGCACGACCCGCCAAAGGAUAGAGAGCUCUCUGCUACACAUACUCUGCUCGGGCGCAGCUGCGUGA